Molecule: messenger RNA, 423 nt
Organism: Plasmodium cynomolgi strain B
Lineage: Eukaryota; Apicomplexa; Aconoidasida; Haemosporida; Plasmodiidae
Exons: 3
Coding region: 1-423 (140 amino acids)
Source: RefSeq, a predicted model, not a curated record
AUGGAGCGCUCUAACGUGAAAGUCCCAUCCCCUGAAAAGAAUGAAGGUGCCGCCGAGGCUUUAAAAAAGAAAAUGCUAAGCGUAAUGAACGCAAACAUAGAGAGCGUUAAGGAGGAGCUAGCGACUUAUAAGGAAAACAAUCAAAUAGACAAUAAAAAAAAAAACAUCGAAAUUUUGCAGCUGAUAAACGAAGAAAACGAGGCAUUGAACAAAAAGAUGGAGGAGUCGCUGAACUCGCUAAGCAACGACAUGCGCGAAGCCAAAGAGCAGAUCAUUAACUUUAAGGAGCACAUGGAAAACCAAGUGAAGGACAUAAAAAACGAGACAGAUACGAAUAAAAGAGAAAUGGACGAGAAGGCUAACGAAUUAACUAUCAAUCAGAAGAAACUGCUGAACGAUUUUUAUCCUUCCGAAAUGAGCUAG